AUGGCGAUUAACUCGUGGCUCCCCGCAGCGCGCAAGCUGCUGCCUCUCUCCCUCCUCGUGCUCCUCGCCGUCACCAGCGCCAGCGCAGCGCGGCCCGGAAAUACGUUCGGCUCUGGCUCGGCUUUGGGAUCUCCGCACAGGGUCGAGCGGAAGCUGUUCAGCUGGGACGGCGUGACCGUCGAUCAGAUUAUCGCAGGGAGCCUGGGCACAAUCGAGGGUGUGGAUGACGACGGCGAAGUGACGACGAAGGUGGUCGAUAUCUUCAUGAACGCGGGUUACAACGUGAUGGUGAUCAAGAGCUCUCGCGUGGUGGAGGGUGACCCGUCUUAUGCUGAGGUCCGCGUGGCACAUUUCUGGGGUGACUCGGUUUUUGCGGUGUAUUACAAGCAGGGUGCGUUCAACGUAGUGAACACAGGCGAUGGCGGGUUUCAGAAUUGGGCGUUUGGAGGGGCUUGGGAUAGAAAGGAGCAGGAGGAGGAGGAGAGGAGGGAGGAGGAGGAUAUGGCAGUGAGAGUGGAGGCGGCAAUAAGGGAGAGGGUAGACGCGGAGCUGGCGUGUGAGCGGGUGCAGCAGCAGGUGGCAGCGAUGGUGGCGGCAGGCAGGCAGAAGCUGAGGGAGGAGGUGCAGGGGCAGGUGGAGAGAGAGAAGCUUGCGCUGCUGGCCGAUGCGCGAAGGAAAGAGGUGCGUGGGGGAGUGAGGGAUGAGCGAGGAAGUGAGACAGGGAGCGAGGGAGGAAGUGAGGGAGUGAGGGAGAUGGCAUGUGAGCGGGUGCAGCAGCAGGUGGCAGCGAUGGUGGCAGCGGGCAGGCAGAAGCUGAGGGAGGAGGUGCAGGCUCAGUUGGAGAGAGAGAAGCUUGCACUGCUGGCCGAAGCGAGAAGGAAAGAGGUGCAUGGGGUAGAGAGUGAGGGAGUGAGAGCAAAAGCGGAAGGAGCAGGAGGAGUUGGAGCAAAUGUUGGCGGAGAAUCAGAGGAAGGUGGAGGAGGCACAGAGGAGAGCAGCGGAGGAGAGAGCGAGAGAGGAGGGGUUGAGACACAAGGAACGAGAGGCAGUCAAUGCGGUGGGGUGGCGGGUGUAGUGGGUGUGUGGGGGAGUGGGUUUGUUGGAUGCAUGGAGGCACAGAGGAGAGCAUUGGAGACGCGGGUGAGGGAGGAGGGGAUGAGACCCAAGGAGCGAGAGGCAGUCAGUGCUGUGGGGUGGCGGGUGUAG
Closterium sp. Naga37s-1 is the source of this 1206-nucleotide messenger RNA. NCBI's taxonomy places the organism in Eukaryota, Viridiplantae, Streptophyta, Zygnematophyceae, Desmidiales, Closteriaceae. The record is from the annotation of a GenBank genome assembly.